CCCUCGACACCGGCCACCACCAACCCGCCGCGGAUCAAGGGUUCGCCGCGGGUGCCUCCGCCGCUGCAAUGCCUAUGAGUGGGCCUCUACCGCCGCCGCCGUUAGGUCUUAGGCUCGACGGUGGUCAGGAAAUGGCCACCAACAAGCGGACGCGCCACCAACAAUCGUCAAUGCUUGGUGCAGCCCAAGCGCAACAACAACCGAUCGUUGUCGAUCACAACUUGCGCAAUCAUGUAAGUCCACCGAUCAAAUCGUCACCAUGCAUGUAUCUAUCCAUAAUUUGAGUUUGAGGUUUAUCUAGAUUUUUGUUAAUGGCGAUCGAUGAUGCAGGCGGAAAAGGUGUGUACAACUUCAAGGGAGCAGAGGCAGAGGCACAUUAGUAUGAUGAUAUCCACCGUGGUGGCCAGGGCGAGGAAGCAGCUCGAGGCCAAGGACCAGGAGAUCGAGUGGAUCAGGAGCGUGAAUUGGGCACUCAAGGAGCGCAUCAGGAACCUCCACAUCGAGGCUCAGGCGUGGCGCAACGUUGCGCAGUCCAACGAGACCGUGGCCAAUGUUCUCCGCGCCGACCUUCAGCAAGUGCUCGAGCAGCAAGCGGUUCGUGGCAGUGGCAGCAACGACAGUGAGGACGCCGCCGGAUCGUGCUGGGAGGAGAAACAUGUGGCUUUUUGCAGGGAGGAGCAGGAGGAGGAGGAGGGUGAGACACCAGGAGUGGACCCCCGAGUGACAGAAGUCGAAAUGUGCAAGGGGUGCGGGCAGAGCGCCCCUGUUGUGCUACUGUUGCCGUGCAGACACCUCUGCGUGUGUGCGCCAUGCGCAGAAGCGGCACAGGUAUGCCCAUCGUGCAUAUGCGUCAAGACUGGUAGUAUCAGCGUCAACUUCUCGUGAUGCGAGGAAGAAAUUGUUUUGGAAGGUAGCCACCGGUGGGCCCGCCCCACCGCAUCAAGCCAUUGCUGACAGAACGCACAUGGUGCAUUGCGUUGCACUAUUAGUGAGACAUCGAACGUUCAUUCGCCAUUAUUUUUGUAGUUUAAGAGUCGACAUUUCCUUUCCUUCUAAGACUUUUUAGAGUCGAAUGAUGUCAACA
This is a messenger RNA of Triticum urartu, 1084 nucleotides long. The record is from RefSeq and is a predicted model, not a curated record. NCBI's taxonomy places the organism in Eukaryota, Viridiplantae, Streptophyta, Magnoliopsida, Poales, Poaceae.